CCAAAUAAUCGAAUCCCCGCGCAAUUUAAAUCGUGUCUUCGUCCUCCUCAACCAGUCGAAGGGACUGUAGAGAGAGAGAGAGAGAGAGAGAGAGAUGAAGAGGAAGAACUUGAAGAGGAGCGGCGGCGGCAGCGGGAAGACGGGAGGGCGGAAGAAGACGAAGGGACCGCUGUCGAGGAGCUUGCAGCCUGGUCAGCAGGCUCAGCUGUUCUCCCUUCGCCCCCAGCCGCCUCCUCCCUCGUUUCCCCCAUUUCAGAGCCUCCAAGACUCGGAUUCAGCUCCGCUGGAGCCUCACCGGCAUACUAUGCCAGCUCACGACUUCGACGCCCCUGACGCCAACCUCGAUUUCAUCCUCAGUCAGGAUUUCUUCUGCACUCCCGAUUACAUCACGCCGGAUAAUCAGAACUUACUGAACAGUGUCAAUUUCAAUAAGGAGAACACUCCUUGCCCGAAGUCACCGGAGAAAGUAAAAACUGCGAGCAAAACAAGUGGACGAGGAACUGAUAGCAUCUCAUUAAAUCCAUUGAGUCCCUCACUAUCUGGUUGUCCACACAUAGAAGAACUUGAGGAGGAUACUCUUGAAAGAGAUGAAGCUAAGACAGAGAAAACAUCGGUGAAGGGGAAUAAAAAGGUCCACAGUUAUGUGCCACAAUCUGCUGUUGCUUUACGCUGCCGGGUGAUGCCUCCUCCUUGCAUUAAGAACCCAUACCUCAAUGAAGGUUCAGAUAUAGAGAUAGAUCCUUUUGGUAAUCGAAGAUCAAAAUGUGCAGGUUUCUUUCCUGCAAUAAUUGGUGGAGAUGGGCUCUCACGUUAUCAUACAGAUUUCCAUGAAAUUGAGCAAAUUGGUACUGGGAACUUCAGUCGCGUUUUCAAAGUUUUGAAGAGGAUUGAUGGCUGUUUAUACGCUGUGAAACAUAGCACAAGGCAGUUACAUCAUGACACGGAAAGGAGAAAAGCUUUGAUGGAAGUUCAAGCUUUAGCUGCUUUAGUAUCUUCGUUCACAGGGUCUCAUGAGAACAUCACGAGUUACUACUCUUCUUGGUUUGAAAAUGAGCAGCUCUACAUUCAGAUGGAGCUCUGUGACUACAGCUUAUCUGUUGGAAAGUCUUCUCAAUCAUUCACUGAGAAUGAAGCGUUGAAAGCCCUAUAUCAGAUUGCAAAGGCAUUGCAGUUCAUACACGAUAGAGGUAUUGCCCACCUAGACGUGAAGCCUGAUAAUAUUUACGUCAAGAACAGUGUUUAUAAGCUUGGUGACUUUGGUUGUGCAACUCCAUUGGAUAAGAGUCUUCCUAUAGAGGAGGGUGAUGCCCGCUACAUGCCCCUAGAAAUCCUGAAUGAUGUUUAUGAUCAUUUGAGCAAGGUCGAUAUAUUUUCUCUGGGGGCUGCCAUUUAUGAGCUUGUGAGGGGUUCUCCUUUACCGGAUUCAGGCCCGCAGUUUCUAAAUCUUAGGGAGGGAAGACUUUCUCUUCUUCCGGGCCAUUCGUUGCAAUUCCAGAAUUUACUCAAGAUGAUGGUGGAUCCUGAUCCAAGGCAGCGGCCUUCUGCAAAAGACUUGGUACAAAAUCCAAUCUUCGACAGAGUUAGGAGGAAUGCGAACACAUAAUCAAAUUCAAACUUAGCCCAGUAAAGAAGGUAUAUUAUGGAAUUAUUGUUCUUUGCUGUUACGUGCACCAAUUUUGUACACAAGCACGGUGCCGGUGUUGUAAAUUAUGAUAAAAAAAAAUAUGGGCAUAUUCAUACAUUGAAUUCAUGCUACGGCAAUUCUCGAAGUUGUACGUUCAUUAGAAAGUUCAUUCU
Messenger RNA from Punica granatum (pomegranate), 1797 nucleotides. The record is from RefSeq and is a predicted model, not a curated record. Lineage: Eukaryota; Viridiplantae; Streptophyta; Magnoliopsida; Myrtales; Lythraceae.